This is a messenger RNA of Ostertagia ostertagi, 393 nucleotides long. Lineage: Eukaryota; Metazoa; Nematoda; Chromadorea; Rhabditida; Trichostrongylidae. The record is from the annotation of a GenBank genome assembly.
AUGUCAUCAGUAGACCGUUUACGUCCACCAAUCGUCAAACAUUCUAGCUUUUCCUCGGGAUUGACAAAUUCCGCAGGUGGCGAGGUGACACGAACGCUGCGCCGUCUUUCCUCACUUCCAGCCGAUUUCUGCUGCUCAAUUUGCAUGAAUAUUUUUAGAAAGCCUUCAAUGCUUUCUUGUGGCCAUUCAUUUUGUGCAGAAUGCAUACAGCACUGGUUGAGCGAGAACAUAUCUUGUCCAACCUGUCGUACUGACACCCAGGUACCAAUAAGAAAUAUUGCGCUUGAACAGGUUGUUGAAGAGUUUCGGUUGAGCCAGGAAUCUCGUGUGAGGUUUUCGAAACAGACGAAUGGAUUUGAGCCGAAGUGGUUCCAGCGUUGGUUUGAUUGCUGA